This is a messenger RNA of Perkinsus marinus ATCC 50983, 563 nucleotides long. RefSeq names its product d-lactate dehydrogenase, putative. The annotation marks the transcript as partial. The transcript is spliced from 5 exons. Gene Ontology annotation, molecular function: flavin adenine dinucleotide binding; D-lactate dehydrogenase (cytochrome) activity; D-lactate dehydrogenase (NAD+) activity. NCBI's taxonomy places the organism in Eukaryota, Perkinsozoa, Perkinsida, Perkinsidae. The record is from RefSeq and is a predicted model, not a curated record. Gene Ontology annotation, biological process: lactate catabolic process.
GUGUGAUUUGCUUCCCAAGCGUGGAGAAGGCUGUGGAAGCUGUACUUGAGAUUUCUAAGAACAAUAUCCGUGAUUUGUCCCGAGGCGAGUUGAUGACCGGUGCUGCUGUUCGUCAAGGGAACGCCUUCUUUGGAUGCCAAUAUACUGAGCUCCCUUCUCUAUGCUUCGAGUGCCAUUGCUCGGAUUAUAAGGCGGCCGAUAGAGCCUGCUGUGACGUGAUGGAAAUCGCUAAGAAGUGUGGGGGUACUGAUAUUAGAGCUACUAAUGAUAAAGAUGCUCUCGAGACUCUAUGGACUCUUCGUCGUGGUGCAUUUUACUCUACUAAGAACACACGAAGAGGGGAGAAGGGCAUUUCUGUAUUCGUUAGUGAUGCAUGCGUACCUCUGGUCAACCUUCCCAAAGUCAUCACUGAAACCGAAAACAUUUACCAAGACAUCUUCCACAAUGUGGACACGCUGUGCAUUGUUGCACAUAUCUUUGAUGGUAACUUCCACGCUAUGAUCCCGACCAAGGAGGAGGAGGUUGAUAAGAUAGAGGAAUUUAGUGACAGCUUGCGAAUAUAG